Molecule: messenger RNA, 2521 nt
Organism: Hermetia illucens (black soldier fly)
Lineage: Eukaryota; Metazoa; Arthropoda; Insecta; Diptera; Stratiomyidae
Product: guanine nucleotide-binding protein G(o) subunit alpha-like
Exons: 6
Coding region: 564-1643 (359 amino acids)
Biological process (GO): adenylate cyclase-modulating G protein-coupled receptor signaling pathway
Cellular component (GO): heterotrimeric G-protein complex
Molecular function (GO): G protein-coupled receptor binding; GTPase activity; G-protein beta/gamma-subunit complex binding
Source: RefSeq, a predicted model, not a curated record
GUCAUCGCGUGUGAGAGUCAAUUCAACCAUCAGUCCAGGGUUACUUUUUUCUGCGCGCCCAAUUCAAAUAUCCACAUACACGAGAAUCUCACUAAAAAAUGCCACCCCUUCCAAAUGUCCCGUUCAAUCAAACUUCUUCAUACAACCAAAUAAAUUUCCCCAAACAAAGAGAGAGGCAUGGGUAUUGCUGAAUUAGUGAUAAUAAUUUGCGUUUAUUAAAGAAAAUCGGUUAAAAAACGUGCUAAAGUGUUGCAAAAAUAAGAAACAGUGCGUUUCAAACUGAUUGCUAAACCGCUGCUUGCUUUCACUGUACGUGUUUCACCACAAUUCCGCGAAACAACGUGAUGAUGAAUCAACAAGUUGUCAACAGGUCCCGCAGGCUACGAUGCUUGCCAAUUUGCUCCUAGUUGGAACGUUGUGUGCGAGUUCCCACAAAAUCGUAAAUGGCUUAGGACCAUCGCGCACCGGUAGUGAAUAAGCGUGGACCAUCUGCUGCCCAUUUGUCGUGUAAAUGAUUCGGUGAGGAUUAUAGCAAAAUUGCCUUACGUGUGUCUCCGCUACAUAUGGGCGCGUGUCUAACAUUGGAGCGCGACGAGAUUGAGGCGCGCCGGCGCAGCGAAGAAAUCGACAAACAAUUGGAAACCCUGGCCAAGGAGCGACCGAGAAUUUUGAAAAUUUUAUUGCUUGGAGCAGGGGAAAGUGGUAAAAGCACCCUUGUAAAGCAAAUGAAAAUAAUUCAUUCAGAUGGAUUUACUGUAGGAGAAUUAAGUGCCUUUCGCCCAACAGUGUUGGAUAAUCUCUUGUCCUCUAUGAAAUAUGUCCUCACAGGAAUGGGCUUGCUACGAAUUAAUUUAGAACAUCUUUCUAAUAAAAUUUACGCGGAAAUUGUUUUGGCUAGCCCGAGUUGCUUUGAUAUGGAAUUUCGCGUUAUCGAUAAAGUGCGGACUGCAUUGAAAGUUCUGUGGAAGGAUCGCGGUGUACGUUUGGCUGUGGCACGAGGAUACGACUAUGAAUUGAACGAUUCGGCUUUGUACCUGUUUGAAAAUAUGGACAGAAUUUGUGAUGAUAAAUAUACACCAUCCCCCACAGAUGUGUUAAGGGCACGUGUGCGAACAAAUGGCAUCAUUGAAACUAACUUUCGAGUGAACGAUGUAAUCAUUAGCAUGUAUGAUGUUGGUGGCCAACGAUCUCAGCGACGAAAGUGGGUUUAUUGUUUCGAGGAUGUAAGAGCUGUUCUUUUCGUCGUGGCCCUUAGUGGUUACGAUAUGACACUUCUGGAGGACAACACCGUGAACCGACUCGAGGAAAGCCUUAACUUAUUUGAACAAAUCGUUAACAAUCGAUGGUUCAAGGAAGCUUCUUUUGUACUAUUUCUCAAUAAGCUGGACUUGUUUCGAGAGAAAAUAAUGUGCACAAAACGUCAUUUGCGACUAUUCUUUCCGGAGUACAAAGGUCCUGAUCGUAAUAUUGACCAAGCUGCCCUGUUCAUACAAAAUGAGUUUCUAAAACGUAACCACAAUGAUCGUCGGGUUAUUUGUCCGCACUUCACAACGGCAACAGAUACCGCCAACGUACAGACAGUCUUCCAAGUUGUUAUGGAAACAGUAAUUAAGGAAAAUCUUGGCAAUGUUACACUUCUGUAAUGAUAGCACGCUGUAUCGGGGAUUGAAAAGUUUUCACAAACUGCCAUGUUAUAUGUUAGCCUCUAUCAAUUUACGAAUUUGAAAAAAUCGGAUAUUUUUCUUUUCCAUUGAUAGAUAGUUGCCGCCGUUGAAAUAUACUUCAAAUUGGUAUCUUGCCAGAGGGUAAAGGUUGCAACCAGUAAAAUUGAAUCCAGACCCAACCGCUGCUUGCUGUAAUGUGUUGCCUUGAACGGCGUACAAAACCUUGUCGCAUGGAAUCGGUGUGCAAUGUAAAAAUUUAGCUCGUUUAUUUAAGAAACUUUGGUCCUUUUCGUAAACUUUGAUGAAAAUUCGUUUUGUUCUUCUAUGCGUAAGGUAAAGAAGGUCCGAAUUUUAGUUGCACAUUCAUAAAGCAAAUUAAUUACAAGCAUUUUAUUUUGGUUGCUAUUUAUGCCUCAAAUUUAGAGAUUUCUUCUAUGAUGGAGCUUAAAUCGUCUAGGCAAACAAAACAUAUCACGUUGAAAACUUUUCCAAGCAAUACAGUGGUGCACAAAUCGUUCAAUUCUACAAUAUAUUUCUUCUAAAUGCUUUUAUCUAAUAAGCUUGUGAUCUUUUAUGCCUUAAUAUUCUAGUAUAGUGAAUUAGAUCUUAAGAAUGAUGAAUUUUCUUCCGAAAAGUCCUUUCAUAGAUGCUUUGCAUCACAUAUGGUUCGUUUUUUAGAAUUAAGAAAACAAACGUUCGAAUUCACAUGCACAAAUAUUACACAAAACAUAUAAUUGCCUUUUAGAUCUCAUUUAUAUAUUUUUUUGUCUGUAAAGCGUGUGAUUAUAUAUUUUGAUAGGAUAUAUUUUUUAUUGUAUUCAUAUUUUGUAGAAUGAAUAAAUUGUAUUGAAAAAUGA